UAACUCUACGCUAAAUAUGUAUUUAUAGUAUUGUAUACAUGUAUUACAUUGAAUAAUUUUUAAAAAAGCAAGAUAUCUAGAUCUAAAUAUUUACGUAGAUCUACUAUUGAAUUUUUAAAAGUACCACUUUUUAAUGUUCGAAGAUGGCGGACAGGAGGAUGGAGGUUGAUGAAAAUAAUCAUCAAGGAAUAAAGCAAUAUUAUGUUAGCAAGAUAGAGGAGUUGCAGUUGGUUGUUACUGAGAGAACACAGAAUUUGCGCCGUCUGGAAGCUCAACGAAAUGAACUCAAUGCUAAAGUUCGCAUGCUGCGAGAAGAGCUUCAGCUCCUACAAGAGCAAGGUUCAUAUGUAGGAGAGGUUGUCAAGCCCAUGGAUAAGAAAAAAGUUCUGGUUAAGGUUCACCCAGAAGGAAAGUUUGUUGUUGACAUAGAUAAAAACAUUGAUAUGAAUCAAGUUACUCCAAACUGCCGAGUUGCUCUGCGCAACGACAGCUAUGUGCUUCAUAAAAUUUUGCCCAAUAAGGUUGAUCCAUUAGUGAGUUUAAUGAUGGUAGAAAAGGUACCAGACUCAACUUAUGAAAUGGUUGGUGGUCUUGACAAGCAGAUCAAAGAGAUCAAGGAAGUUAUUGAGUUGCCAGUGAAACACCCUGAAUUAUUUGAGGCACUGGGUAUCGCUCAGCCUAAGGGUGUGUUGCUGUACGGACCACCGGGCACUGGGAAAACUCUGUUAGCCCGUGCUGUGGCUCAUCACACUGAGUGCACAUUUAUUCGUGUUUCUGGUUCUGAGUUGGUUCAAAAGUUUAUUGGAGAAGGUUCCAGAAUGGUCAGGGAGCUCUUUGUUAUGGCAAGAGAACAUGCUCCAUCUAUUAUCUUCAUGGAUGAGAUAGAUUCAAUUGGCUCCUCUAGAUUAGAAAGUGGUUCUGGUGGUGAUAGUGAAGUUCAAAGAACAAUGUUGGAGUUGUUAAACCAACUGGAUGGGUUUGAGCCAAAACAAAAUAUUAAGGUAAUUAUGGCAACAAACAGAAUAGAUAUCCUUGAUUCUGCACUUCUUCGACCAGGCAGAAUUGAUAGAAAAAUUGAGUUCCCUCCACCAAAUGAGGAGGCACGUCUUGACAUUUUGAAAAUUCAUUCCCGUAAAAUGAAUCUUACACGAGGUAUCAAUCUUAGAAAGAUAGCCGAAAUGAUGCCCGGAGCUUCUGGUGCAGAAGUUAAAGGUGUGUGCACAGAAGCUGGCAUGUAUGCCCUCAGAGAGAGGAGAGUCCAUGUGACACAAGAAGAUUUUGAACUAGCUGUAGCUAAGAUUAUGCUUAAAGACUCAGAAAAGAACAUCUCCAUCAAGAAACAAUGGAAGUAAUCUUUACCUUGAAGAAAAUGAUACUUUUGAAAUUAGAUUUGAUUUACCAUUUAAUUUUUCUCUUUUAGAAAUAAAAACCAUAAACUUUAAAGAUUAAAUAUUUUUGAUAUCUGAAAAAACUUAGUUAUUUAUUUAAAAAGAAAAUUAAAGAAAAAAAGAUAGUUUUUUUUAAGUUAGGAAGGCCUAUAUGUAUUUCAGUUUCAGUGUGAAUGGAGUAUGCCUUGAGGUUUUAGUUGUUUGAUGUUUAUUAUUGCUGAGAAAGCUUUUGCUCUUUUUCUUUAAAAAUUUUUCUAACUUGAAGUAAGUUUUUAAAUAAAAUCCUUUUAGGCACAUAAAUUUAUUCAUUACAAAAAAGCAUGACUGUGUUUGAGUGAUAACACUUUUGAAAAGUUGAAUAUUUUGUUUGUUUGUUUGUUUUUAAAUAAAAUAUUUAAUUCACUCUG
This is a messenger RNA of Physella acuta, 1795 nucleotides long. RefSeq names its product 26S proteasome regulatory subunit 8. Gene Ontology annotation, molecular function: ATP binding; ATP hydrolysis activity. NCBI's taxonomy places the organism in Eukaryota, Metazoa, Mollusca, Gastropoda, Physidae. The record is from RefSeq and is a predicted model, not a curated record.